Molecule: messenger RNA, 2019 nt
Organism: Gregarina niphandrodes
Lineage: Eukaryota; Apicomplexa; Conoidasida; Eugregarinorida; Gregarinidae
Product: Rad17 cell cycle checkpoint protein
Exons: 2
Coding region: 1-2019 (672 amino acids)
Source: RefSeq, a predicted model, not a curated record
AUGGAGUCUGUGACCAAGUCGGGGAUCAAGUCGGUGACCACGUCUGUGACCAAGUCGAAAGCGAAGGCGGAGCGGUCGAGUGGGCGGGCAGUCGUAGCCGGUCCGCGAACGCCGCAGCGGUGGCAGGACUUGGCGCAUGGACGGCCGGUCUUGGAGCGUGUGCGGGAGAGUUUAGAGCGUUGUCGUUUGAGCGACGAGUUCCGUCUGCUGGUCGUGAAGGGGUCGUCGGGUUGUGGCAAGUCUUUGGCGGUGCGACUUUUGUGCGAAGAGUUGGUCAUUCCCGUGGUCGAAGUGAACCUCUACAACUCCUAUCACGAACUGCUCGAUGAGACCACCGGGCUCCUUGGAUCGACGGAUUCCGCCUCCGCCGGUUCCACAGUGGACAGGAUCGCGAUGGCACUCGCGCGAUACCGAGUCAAAGCGGCCGAAGUCCUCAGUCGCUCGGAGCACCGCGUCGCACUUUGGCUCCGCGGCCUCUCAACUGAAAUCCACACCGGCGGCCACCGGACCUACCGGGAGGCCCUGCUCAAAGGCCUUGAAAUGCUGCAGCCUGACAAGAGGUUAUUUGUCAUCAUUCUAGUCACUCUCGGACGCAAUUCCGAAUCAAACGAUGCCAACUGGAUACAGACACAACUGACCGGUAGCGGUAUCGGAUGUGACGUGAUAUUAUUCCCGGAACCAUCUCAGCAAAUGGUACAGCGGGUGGCCAAGUACACAUACAAUAACCAGGUGAGUAAGGAGGAUGUGGAGAAGGUAUAUUUGGAGACGGAUAAGGGCGACAUCCGACAGGUAUUGCGGAAGUUAGACUACCACUUAUUCCGUAGGGCGGCCGGUGAAGGGCAGGGCCUUUCUGUGGGCGAGGAGGGUAAGACAGAUUCGUGGAUCCAUCCGUCGCACCUGGUGGCUAAGUUCAUUCGGGCUAAGCGGAUCCCGGCGGAUCUGUUGGCCGAUCGGAGGUUGGUUACAAAGGAAGAGUACCGGACUAUGGUCGAGGGUUACCGACAGGCCAGCCUCGUUCUACGGCAUCGACGUUGUCUAAGGGUGCCCCCCCACCUAGCCGUGUGGCACACAUCCUUCUCCACCGCUCCGGUCUUCCCGUGGAAACUCGGCACCUGGUAUGUGGAACUCAACGACCUUAAAGCUGAAGAAUACUUAGAGGAAGUGCUACAGGACCUUCGAACAAUACCAUCAGGGAUCACGCCACCGUUGGAAGGGACGCCGGAGUUGGGUGGUGGUCUCGACGACCUGUUCGACCGGACGAGCCGUCACCGGGGAGUGGCAGGUAUUUUGCCGGUUCCGUUGAGGGCGGUGUGUUUAUGGAAUCUCAAGCGGACCCCCGGCUUGAAGCUCCUGACGGAGCUGGAAGGUAAACCGCAGGGUUCGGACCUGCUAGGAGGUGGGUCUAGAGAUAUCGGGCGGCCUAGAGAUCCGGUUAGAUCUGGGCACUUGGUUGGGGCGGUGGAUCCGUCUUUAAGAGUUGGGCGAGGGAGUUUGUGGGAAGAGGCGAAUGAGACACUGCGUGUCUUGCCCGAUCAGCAGUACGGCGUAUUGUUAGACCUGAUGGUAUCGCAAGUGCCGCACUUCUACACGUCCUUGGAGGACUGUGCGAAGUUGUACGAGUCGUUCGCUCAAGUCGACGUGUGGUAUAACCGUGUUUGGGAUGACUUGUCGGAAAGGUGUUACGUUCUAGCUCUGGCCGGCGGUGUGCUCAUGACUGAACCCGUGGGCGCUGCACAGCGACGGUUCGGAGGCCUAAGCAACGCAUUCACCAACAUUAAUCAACGCCACCUGGAUGCAUCCGCCACAGCUACCAGGCAGUCACUGCCUCGUAGCAAGAUGAAGGCGGACGGAAUGUACCCGGACCGAAUGUACCCGGGCGGAAUGUACCCGGACGGAAUGUUCGUCUCCAACGCAGCCGUCACCAAGACGACCACUGCAAAGCAGUCCGUCCUAGAAUUCAAACCAGCACUAGCACCCGUCCUUACUCUUUGCUGCGACGACAUUGAAGAUUUAACAUGA